Molecule: messenger RNA, 991 nt
Organism: Musa acuminata AAA Group (dessert banana)
Lineage: Eukaryota; Viridiplantae; Streptophyta; Magnoliopsida; Zingiberales; Musaceae
Product: protein PEP-RELATED DEVELOPMENT ARRESTED 1 homolog, chloroplastic-like
Exons: 4
Coding region: 5-343 (112 amino acids)
Biological process (GO): regulation of DNA-templated transcription
Cellular component (GO): chloroplast nucleoid
Source: RefSeq, a predicted model, not a curated record
GGAAAUGCAGGUGAACUUCUUGAGCAAGCUGGUUUCCUUGAGACCAGGAAGCACUGUCCAGAAAAUGAUAAGUGAUGUGAUGCAUGGGAAAAAUGAAGGUGCAGACAAUGUAGAUAGUGGGGAUGAAGAUCCCAACAGCGAACAGAAUACUCUUGGUGGUUUUGCAGGAAGGGGAAGUGUCACAGGUCGCAGGCCACGCCCUGUUCGCCCUGGCAUGUUUCUUGAAACCGUUUCUAAGGUCCUGGGUGGAAUCUAUUCAGGGAACGUAUCUGGAAUUACAGCUCAACAUUUAGAAUGGGUUCACCAGAAGACUCUUCAAAUUUUGCAAGAAAUGGCAUUCUAGUUUGCUGUGUCAGUUGAGGCCAAAGAAAAAUGAAAGCAACUACAAAUAUCCAAUUGAUCAGCAACUCAAAACGACAUCAAUAUAUAUAUAAAACCAUGUGUAAAUCAGGUUCAGCAUGUUGCUUAUCUUCAAAUGAUUCGUCCGAUUGUUGUCUCCAGUCUAGUAAAUGUAAGAACUGAUUCAGUCGGGGACUGUAGUAGACCAGCCAUCUUGUGAGAUUUUAGAAGAGAAUCCUUGAAGCAACACUCGAAUGUUUCUGAGGGGCUCUAUUGAUUAAGAAUACUUCAUGGUAACCAAGGAUCUGGUUAUCAUCUUCAGGCGCCUCCUCAACAUUCAAGCAGUAUCAGUCCACAUCUCCCAGGAGAGGAAGAAGCAGAACAGAGGUCAACCGGCUCGGUGGCAUCCAAAUGAGUUUUUCUUGGAAAGAUGUGUAUAUUGGCAGAUAUGCCAGGAAUUAAAUUUAGUGUGAUAGACAUGUAGCAGUAGUGCACACUGAUGUAGCUGUGAUUUCAUGUGAUUUGUGGUAUUCCACAUAAAUUGUGGUAUUUGACAAAUGAGUCCAACUAUUGGUGCACACAUGACCAGAUUUGGUUUCCGACAAAGCCAUGAUUCAUGCGCAGUGCAAAUGUUUGAUAUGUCUUUACUCAA